This is a messenger RNA of Solanum tuberosum (potato), 906 nucleotides long. Its product is annotated as probable elastin-binding protein EbpS. Bases 33 to 887 code for a protein of 284 amino acids. The transcript has 4 exons. NCBI's taxonomy places the organism in Eukaryota, Viridiplantae, Streptophyta, Magnoliopsida, Solanales, Solanaceae. The record is from RefSeq and is a predicted model, not a curated record.
UUCUCUCCUGUGUCUUUUCCUCUUUGUGCUUCAUGGAAAAUCGAAAGGAGAGAAAUGGUCCAAGAAAAGUGCCUCAAUUUGGAGCAUGGGAUAAUAAUGCUGGAGAUGGAGGAAAUGGUGGUUAUACUGUAGAGUUCUCAAAAGCUCGUGCCAACAAACAACAUCAGCCUAAAAAUGGUUUAGACGCACGUCACGAGUUGAAAAACAAUAAGGAAUUUCAGCAUCAUGAACAUAAACAAGGUUUAGACGCACGUCAUAAGGAAAUUCAGCAUCAUGAACAUAAACAUGGUUUAGACGCACGUCAAGGUCAUGGAUUGAAAAACAACAAUAAUGAAAUUCAGCAUCGUGAGCAUAAACAUGGUUUAGACGCACAUCACGGUCAUGGAUUGAAAAACAACAAUAAGGAAAUUCAACAUCAUGAACAUAAACAUGGUUUAGACGCACGUCAUGGGUUGAAAAACGAUAAGGAACCUAUGCAUCAACAACACAAAAAUGGUUUAGGCACACGUCAUGGGUUGGAAAAUAAUCAGGAGUUUCAGCAUCAACCGUAUAAAAAUGGUUUAGGCGCACGUCACGGGUUGACAAAUGAUCAGGAAUUUCCUGGCAAGAAACAAGAGGACCCUGGCAAUAUGAAAAAUGGAUACAGGUCUGUUCCUCAAUUUGGAAUGUGGGAUCAACAAGCAGCUGGAGGAGGUGGUGCAGCAGCCAGUUACACAGUAGAAUUUUCGAAGGCUCGUGUCAACAGGAAACAACACAAAAAUAAUGAUCUUUUAGCACGACCACCUAGCAUCGAUCAUGAGCAGGAAGAUCUUAGGAAGCAGCACGAGGAUGCUUGCAUGAGGAAAAAGAAUAUGUUGACAUACCUCAAUUGUUGCAUUAGGCCUUGAUCAUUUCCAAAUGUCCAAG